Messenger RNA from Rana temporaria (common frog), 1392 nucleotides. RefSeq names its product acidic leucine-rich nuclear phosphoprotein 32 family member B. Gene Ontology annotation, cellular component: nucleus. Gene Ontology annotation, molecular function: histone binding. Gene Ontology annotation, biological process: regulation of apoptotic process. The transcript has a single exon. The record is from RefSeq and is a predicted model, not a curated record. The coding region runs from base 32 to 523 and encodes 163 amino acids. Lineage: Eukaryota; Metazoa; Chordata; Amphibia; Anura; Ranidae.
UUUGUGCCGCUUAAAGCGCUCUUUAGUCACCAUGGACAUGAAGAAGAGGCUCACCUUGGAGCUGAGGAACAGGAAGGCGGCUGAGGUUAAAGAGAUGGUUUUGGAUAACUGCCGCUCAGAUGAUGGCAAAAUUACAGGCCUCACAUCAGACUUUGGGAACUUGGAGUUCCUGAGCAUGAUAAAUAUCAACUUAUUAUCGGUGUCCAAUCUUCCAAACCUUGGGCAAUUAAAGAAGUUGGAACUCAGUGACAACCGGAUUUCUGGAGGUUUAGAGGUUCUUGCAGAGAAAACGCCAAACCUGACACACUUAAACCUCAGUGGAAAUAAAAUUAAGGACAUUAACACUCUUGAGCCACUGAAAAAACUGACUCAUCUCAUGAGUUUAGACCUGUUCAACUGUGAAGUGACCAUGCUGAACAACUACAGAGAGAGUGUAUUUGCAUUGCUGCCUCAGCUUACUUACCUUGAUGGCUUUGAUGCUGAUGACCAGGAAGCUCCAGAUUCUGACCCAGAACCAGAUUGAGAAGAUGCGGAUGAAAAUGGAGAAGAUGGAGAGGAUGACGAAGAUGAAGAACUUGAUGAAGAUGAACUUGAUGAGGAGGAUGAAGAUGGAGUGGACGAUGAGGAGGAUGUGGAAGAAGAGGAGGAAGGAGAGGAGGAAGAGGAUGAAGAUGAUGAUGUACCCCAGGGAGAAAAACGAAAAAGGGAUUUGGAAGACGAAGGAGAGGAUGACUUUGAUGAGGAGGAAGAAGAUGAUGAAUAAAAUACAAAAGGCUACUGGAUCUUUUUAUAUGGACUGUCUGGGCUGGCCACCAGUGCAUGUGACAGUGUCUGCUGAUGGGUCACUGUAUACCGCUGUUCACCGCCACCCUGUUCAACUUUUUUGUUUUCCCUUUUUGUGUAGAUGUGUAGGGUUGAGAGAUGAGACUAUUAUGGUCUGAAAUAAACUUUUGUUUGCCGCUUUAUAUUUAAAGAUGGCCAUCUGAGCUAUUUGCGGUGUCAGAUCGUAGGACGCCCUCCACUCCCUUACCCCAUAUUUUUUUUUUUUUAACCCUCUCGCCCUGGAAUUUUCUGUGAAAGUUCUGUGGUUCCUCUGAUCUGUGAAUGGUGCACGGCUGUUUAAAUCUGAGGAUGAUUCCAAAGACAGUCUCCCUCCCUCUAUCCUGCAUCCUUUUGUUAGUCAUGCCUUAAUGUCAAUGUGUUCUGCUUUGUUUUUCUCCCAGAUACAUGUAUAUGAUUAACAUUUGCGUAUUUUGGCAAUAAGAUUUCCAUUGAAAUUGUAAAAUUACAAGCUUUGUCUUUUCAACAGUUUGAUUUACUUCCCACUUGACACAUUUGAUGUGGUGGUUAAUACUGCUGAAACUUAUAAAUAUAAAAUCACAAAUCAUUCAA